CACGCCGAACUCUUCGCCUACUUGUGCUCGAGGGGAUUCCGUUCCGUGGGUGUGCCAAGAAUGUGCAGAUUCUUGUGCUCAUUCUCGCGCUCUCGGACUAUGCCGCAUAUGCGCUCGCAGUCGCAGGAUCUGGCAUACAGGGAGGUCGUAGCAGCGUGCAAGCGGGAUGGCGUGACAGUGAGUGUGUGGUUUCGGGGCUGGUGAGGGGCGAGCAGGAAUAUCGGGAGUCAUGGAGUUCACGGUGCGGGCUUGCAGUGGGCAUGGCAGAGUUGGGUCGUUGCGAUUGGCGUCGGGUCUGGAGUUUGAGACGCCCAGUCUGUUGAUGAUCACGCGGAGGGGGUUGCCGGUGGUUAUCCCCCCCGAAAUGCUGAUGGAUUUGCAUCCUGACUCGAGGGCGUGUCAGUUCACCCCGAUGCAUUUCCUGGAGGAUCCACUGGCAGCUGUCGUGGCGAAGGCAGGAGGUGUACACAAGCUAGCCAGUUUGACUGGGUUUGCGAUGGUUGCUGUGGCGAGAGACAGCCUUGGGAAUGAAAUAGCCGGGGAAGAAGCUUCCAAUCUGGGUGCUUCUUUUGAGACUUCUUCUGGUCGGCGCAUAGUGGGUCUUGAAAAAUACAUGGAAGUUGUGAACGCUUGCAAACCCGACUUAUGGGUCAGCCUUCCCGACGAGGUUCCUCACUGGGUACCAGAGAAGCGUAAUCGCGAGUCAGUGGAUCACACGUCACAGUGGCUGGACCACUGCCUCUCAUUACAACAUGCAGAGCAUGGGAAUAGGUGCUUAGGUGUUGUGGUUGGAGCGGGCAGUCUUGAGGAAAGGGCCCGGUCUGCAGAACAGGCAGCCACUCGCAACGUAGCGGGAUUUUCUUUGGCGGGCUUCGGACUGGGUGAAGACGUCGCACAACGUGGUUUUCACCUAGAAGUAGCGAUUGCCAAAUUACCCAACGAUAAACUUCGCCAUGUAUGUGGGCUUGGUUCACCAGAGGAGGUACUGCAAGCUGUAGGGGCUGGAAUUGAUUUACUUGACAGCACAUAUCCUUAUAUGUUAACGAAGGAGUGUCUCGCAAUGACUUUCCCCCUUAAGAUGGAGGUUCCAUUAAGAAAUGCUGACAGAGAUAUGCAACCAACUCCUGACCAUGGGGUCGCAAGUGGUUUCAGUUUGGCAAAAGUCAACCUUCGAUCUGCUACCUACGGUGGUGGCAGGAUUGACGAAACCCCACUGGUGACUGGCUGCAAAUGCUAUACUUGCAAAAGACAUACUAAAGUUUACAUCAACCAAUUACUCAAUUCCAAUGAGACUCUGGCUCAAACUUUAUUGGAGAUACAUAACACGUACCACUAUCUGGAGUUUUUUAAGGCUAUUCGAGAAUCCAUCAAGGCUGAUAAGUUCCAUGAGUUCAGGACCUGGUUUACCAGUCAAAGGCAGGAACUCGGGGUUCUUUCUUUGGGGAAUAUCCCAAGGGUUGUGAGCUGUAAUUAGAUAGUAUAUCUCCUUCCAACAUCUAGGCGUGAACAUCAAGUGGGUAUUUAUGCUGUUAGAGUUGUUUUGGAUUGGGUGGGAAACUUCGGAAAUGUACCAGUUAGUUUAAGUUCAGUGCUGAGAGCACAUUUAUCAAAAGGUGAAGUUGGUAUGUAGUUUUUACAGUUCUGAAUACAAUCUCAAUGUCAUGGGACUUCA
Physcomitrium patens is the source of this 1672-nucleotide messenger RNA. RefSeq lists its product as uncharacterized. The record is from RefSeq and is a predicted model, not a curated record. NCBI's taxonomy places the organism in Eukaryota, Viridiplantae, Streptophyta, Bryopsida, Funariales, Funariaceae.